Molecule: messenger RNA, 456 nt
Organism: Protopolystoma xenopodis
Lineage: Eukaryota; Metazoa; Platyhelminthes; Monogenea; Polystomatidea; Polystomatidae
Source: the annotation of a GenBank genome assembly
AUGUUGCUAAGACUUGCGAUACUCACUGACGCUACUGCCGACGAUGCCGGCGAAUCGUUUGGGAAUGUACCACGUCCACGGUCCUGCUCUGGAAAUGAUGAUGCAUACAAUGGACUUCGGAAUAGGGGCAUUCCUCGAAUUCUUCCUACCAAUGUGACCAAGCCUGCCGGUGUACCACCUUCAGGCGGCCUCGAUCCCCCCAACCUGGCGUUCGGCAGCCAGAUUCAGUUCAGCCAUGCUCAUUCAAUUCGAGGCCUUCAGCAUGUCUCGGGAAUUCCCACGAGUCACGGCUCGCACAUUUCGCAGCUGUUCAUGUCAAAUUCACCUCGCCUCACCUCGCCUCGUCUGACCCCAGUCUGUAUGCUUUCGGAUCGACUAAUCAUAUGUACCCUCGGUUGGGCCGCCGACAGUCGAGAGGAGCACACGUACGCAAGUUUGGUAACCGGCUUGAUUUAA